CCACGACUUGAACAUACCAUGAAGCUGUCACGGACUUCUUGGAAAUCCUGGAAGACCCUGAAAUCUCUUUCUGCACUUGUGCACAAGCAGUUCCAGCCUUGUGCUGCAGUUGAUAUCGUGCAUUAAAUAAUUCCCACAGCUAGCAGGGCAGAGAAACAUCGUACACAGUUUAUUCAAGGUGGUGCAGAACAGAACAGCUGCCCAGGUUCUGCCAGGAUGCAGUAAUGCAAGCACAGCCAGCACACAGAAGGAAAGAGAGAGAAGCGCGAACCGUAAAGAACUGCUGCCUCAGAGCUGCUGUUGCCAUAGAGCUUCUAAUGAGGAAAAAAACUGCAGCAAGGAUUUCUGCUGCUGCUGAAGCUGAUUUGCGAGAUCAAGAUGAAGCAGAAAUAUGAAAAAACAUAGAAGGGAUUUGCGUUUGAAAAGAAGUCAGUUGCUGGCCCUGUCUGGAAGAUGGACCGCUGGAUUUGGGGAGCUUGGGAAAUGCUGCUUCCAAAAGCAGUUCUUCCUAGCUAAGAGGAAAAGACAGCGCUCAGCUCUGCGAGCUUAAAUCCCAACAAACUGUUCAGAAGUCUGCAGUGCAGGAGGGCACUUGAGCUCCAGAGCAGGUGGGCUCCUGAUGUGCAGCUAAAUGCAGAAACUUAUCAAAAACCUACUGUUGAACCGUAGAGCUUUCCUUACAAAAAUACGGAGGGCAAAAAGUUCCUGUCCCAGUCUCGACGCUGAAAGCCCAUCUGGAGAAGCAGUAAGAAAACUCAACAAUGAAUCCUUUCAGAGUGAAGAUCCCUUGGACAAAGAAUUAGAAACUGGCGCUCCUCUUAAUAGCAUCUCUGGCAACGGUCACCGUGUCUCAUGUGGUACACAGCAUGGUGCUGCGUUACCUGUAAAGAAAGGUGGUUUUGUAUAUGGUGGGAAGGAGAGCAAUAAUGGUGUGGGCAACGCAGUCCUGGUAGUUUUAAACAACUAUAAAAGGAAAUGCUGUUGCAAAAGGAGUGGAAUGGAACUUGUGGCCCCUUGACAACUGUAAAGAGGUCCAAAUUUAGCCAUAAUAAUGUAAAAAAGAGAUCUUUAUUUAUGAUGCAUAAGAAACUUUCUAUGGUUAAGUUUCGGUAUAGAAUUAUAAAAUCCUCAGAACUUCGAGCAAGAGGCAAAACCUGCAAAUUCAGAAAAAUCAAGCCAAGGUGGGUGCAGAAAGUGACGAGGGACCAUCGAGAGACGCUCCGGCGGGAUUUGGAAAGUGGAUUGUGUAGUUGGUUUUCCUGCUGGAAAUCUGAAAGUAACUGUCUUUGGAAUCAGUACAGCUUAUCAGAUAUGAACAAUAACACACCCAAGUCUUCGGGUGAGGAGAACGAAGUGCCCGCAUCUGAGGGUGACCGUGUGCAGGAUGCGGUGCUGCGUGCUGAGCUGCUUUCCGAGGAGCCAGGAGCUGGGGGGCAGGAAGGCAGCGCUGGCACCAUCCCACCAGAACUGAGAGCUGGAGCUUCUCUGCAGGCAGAGGCUGGGCAUGAGGUGGAGAUCGGCGAGGCUCCGGCAGAGGAUUGCGGCUCUGAUGUUCUGAUCUGUAUGAUAGCAAAAGAUACUGGGGUUUCGGGUCAAGAUGAUGCAGAACCGUAUGAGGUUAUGGGUGUGGAUGGAAUGGUACUGUUACAAUCCUCCUUGCAGGGUUCUGAUGUCAGUGAUGAUUUUGCAAAUGGACCUUUAUCCAUGGAGCUGGCACAAAAUGAGGACAGCUCUAACCAAAUGGAGGUGGAGGGCUCCUUGAACCUGGACAUUUUUAGUGCAAAGCUACUCGAUCACCCUUACUGUAAGAGUCCUCUUGAGGAGCCUUCACCAGAAAGCACAGAACUGAAAUCAGGAACUCGGAAGGGAGGCAAAAAGAAUGGUCAGAAAGCUUCCCGGGUGGCUGACGAGCAGUUGGCAGCGUGGCUUUGUGGAUUCCUAGAUGAAGUUAUGAAGAAAUAUGGCAGUUUAGUUCCACUCUGUGAAAAAGAUGUCAUGGGAAGAUUAAAAGAAGUCUUUAAUGAAGAUUUCUCCCAUAGAAAACCUUUUAUCACCAGGGAAAUCAUGAAGUAUCGGGAAAAACAUCCAAAAACCUCCACUUGCAAUUUCCGAGUCUUCUAUAAUAAGCACAUGCUAGAUAUGGACGAUUUAGCUACACUGGAGGGCCAGAACUGGCUGAAUGACCAGAUAAUUAACAUGUAUGGUGAACUCAUCAUGGAUGCAGUCCCUGAAAAGGUUCAUUUCUUCAACAGCUUUUUUCAUAGACAGCUUGUAACCAAAGGAUAUAACGGGGUGAAGCGGUGGACUAAAAAGGUGGACUUGUUCAGAAAGACUCUCUUGUUGAUUCCUAUUCACCUGGAAGUCCACUGGUCCCUCAUUACUGUGAACAUCCCCAACCGAAUCAUUUCGUUUUAUGAUUCCCAAGGCAUUCAUUUUAAGUUUUGUGUAGAGAACAUUCGAAAGUAUUUGCUGACUGAAGCAAAAGAGAAGAAUCGCCCCGAGUUCCUUCAGGGUUGGCAAACUGCUGUGACAAAGUGCAUUCCACAACAGAAAAAUGACAGUGACUGUGGGGUUUUUGUGCUCCAGUACUGCAAGUGCCUCGCCUUAGACCAGCCUUUUCAGUUCUCCCAGGAAGAUAUGCCCCGAGUGAGAAAAAGGAUUUACAAGGAGCUGUGUGAACGCCAGCUAAUAGACUAAUAAAAUGCAGCCAACCUAAUUUCUCUGGCAUUUCUGACAAGUUGCAGCUGGUGUUUGUUUACUUGAAUUUCUGAAAACUUCCCGUGAAUUUUGAGCAAUUCUCAGCUGAGUGGUGUGGCCACUGUUGUUACCUCAAUUUUCUGACAAGCUCUGUAACUGGCAGAAUAUAACAGAGUUGCCGUAAAAUAUUCCUAAUGUCAGUUUGGUUCUCUUUUGUUCUUUCCUGUAUUUAAUAUUUAUUAUCUCAGCAUGCGUAUAGGCAAAGCAUGCAACUAAAAUCAUAAAGCUGUAGAUUUGGUGCACCUUUGAGAUGUAGCUAGAAAUGACAAAUACAGGUGAAUUUGUCUGGAAACAAAAAGAUGCAUGAUAUGUUUUCUAAUGCAAUAAUGCUUUGAAUGUAUCAAAAAAACCCCCCACACAACUCAAUGCCAUAAAGAGAACAGCUAGAACCUGUUUGAUUAUUCUGUUGUCCUUGGUGUGGCUGAAUAGUACAGAAUUGCCACUUGUUAGGGUGGCUAAAUUCACCCACAGAGUUCAUUUGCGGAGCCCCCUUUUUCAAAUAGCUGAAGUUGCUAAUCGAGUUUGUUCUGCUAACACUUACCUGGCUGUCAUUGGUCAGCCUGUCCCUUAGAUAAAAAGCAGCCUUUGCACAGAAAGGAGGUUUCACCAUUUGUCUGUGUAAUAAAAAGCUCGAAGAUGUGCAGUCAGUCAGAUUGAUGGCGCGUUCCUCCGCUCUGCAGAAGUCUCCAUGGUGUGCGUAUUAAGGAGGAGAAUUGUAAACCUGGCUCUGAAGAGUCACGGUUCAGAUCCUAAGAUAAAAUCCUUGGCUGUAACUGUUUAAAUCUCAGAUGGCUUUGAGUCGUUUUUCCACAAUAUGAAAUGAAAUGAAAUGUACCAUUUCUGCAUCUCUCCCUUCAGCUCUGUCUUUAAAUGAAUUCCCUUCUAGCUUGUUGUCUUUAACCUCCCAUUGGCUUUUGCCUUCAUUCAAAUAUAAAUUAACUUGUUUCUGCUGCA
Lagopus muta (rock ptarmigan) is the source of this 3711-nucleotide messenger RNA. RefSeq names its product SUMO specific peptidase 5 (gene SENP5). Gene Ontology annotation, cellular component: nucleus. The transcript has 12 exons. Gene Ontology annotation, molecular function: deSUMOylase activity. The record is from RefSeq and is a predicted model, not a curated record. NCBI's taxonomy places the organism in Eukaryota, Metazoa, Chordata, Aves, Galliformes, Phasianidae. Gene Ontology annotation, biological process: protein desumoylation. The coding region runs from base 976 to 2697 and encodes 573 amino acids.